CUGCAGCGUACAUCGAGACGGCUGCGGUUGAAAGAUAUAAUUUUCUUAAGAGUAUAUGUCUCUUAUACUUGAAACGUGUCUGUUUUAACCACGUACAUCUUGAUUUCCCGACUUGUAUAUAGCCGAUAACGCAAAGAAAAAUACGAGAAUUAUGACCAGUGGACGUACAAUUAAUCGCACGAUAGAACUUUUGCUCACCGCAUUCGGUGUCUGGCCGGGAAUAUCAUGCGUUCUGUUGUACAGAGUGUUUUGGGUAAUUACGUUAGCGAUCAAUCAAUUCUUCCACUACCGGUAUUUUGUAACACAUUUUAAUGUCAACAAUCUGUUCGACUUAAUGGACUGUCUGAGUAGCUUCUUGGCACAUGUAAAGUUGACCUUUAAAGUCAUUAUCUUCUCGUUGAAGCAAAGAGAAUUCAUCGGAAUUCUGACGACGAUGACGGAAGACUGGAGCUAUUGCGGUGACAACGGUGUUGUAUUGCACGAAACUGCACGCAAAGCAAAAUUAUCGAGCCGUAUUUGCAAUGGACUAAUUAUUCUUCACACAAUUGCCGCGUUCGCAUACGUUGUUGGUAUCCUCCUGGCCGAUGUUGACGUCACCGAUCGAACGGCCGAGCUGCCCUUCAUGAUGAAAAUGGAAUAUCCCUUCGUUAUAGACACGCUACGCAAGUAUAGACUCGUGUUAGCUACGCAAUUCGUGUACGUGAUGGUGUGCAGUUUGGGGGCUGGUUUAUUCAACGCCGUGUUUCUAACUCUGACUCUACAUAUAGGUGGUCAAAUAAAUAUCUUGCUUUACUGGUUGUCGGAAGCUGGACCUAUAGAGAUCGCAAGAAUAACGAAAAUCAUUCAGAAACAUCAAAAAAUUAUUAGCUUUUCAGAAAAAAUUGAAAAUCUCUAUUCAUACAUCGCUUUAUUGCAUUUCGCAUCGAAUACAAUAAUGAUUUGCUCAUUAGCAUUUCUCAUUGUAACCGCAAUCGGCAGUCCUGACGCCACCGAGCAGAUAAUAAGAUCUCUCUUAUUUUAUGCUGUAACGAACCUCGAAGCGUUUAUUUUCUGUUUUGCAGGAGAGUACCUGAGCAACAAGAGCACUGCGAUCGGAAACGCGGCAUAUAAUUCUGAUUGGUACGAUAUGAAAAGCACAGACAGUCGUACUUUAUUGUUUAUAAUUGUAAGAUCGCAGAGAAAAUUGAGGUUCACGGUUGGCAAAAUGAUGGAUCUCUCUUUGGAAUGUUUUACUAAUAUCAUGAAAGCCUCUGGAUCCUACUUGUCAGUACUGUUGGCGAUGAAAUAAGCACUCUAAGAAUAUAA
Molecule: messenger RNA, 1305 nt
Organism: Nylanderia fulva
Lineage: Eukaryota; Metazoa; Arthropoda; Insecta; Hymenoptera; Formicidae
Product: odorant receptor 43a-like
Biological process (GO): sensory perception of smell; detection of chemical stimulus involved in sensory perception of smell
Cellular component (GO): plasma membrane
Molecular function (GO): odorant binding; olfactory receptor activity
Source: RefSeq, a predicted model, not a curated record